Messenger RNA from Coccinella septempunctata (seven-spotted ladybird), 1324 nucleotides. RefSeq names its product protein phosphatase 1 regulatory subunit 42-like. The transcript is spliced from 6 exons. Lineage: Eukaryota; Metazoa; Arthropoda; Insecta; Coleoptera; Coccinellidae. Gene Ontology annotation, molecular function: protein binding. The record is from RefSeq and is a predicted model, not a curated record. The coding region runs from base 48 to 1037 and encodes 329 amino acids.
UAGCUGUCAUUCAACUAGCGUCAUAAUCUUGAAAUGUUCCCAGAAGGAUGAACACAAAGCUUGGAAAAGUUAAGCUUCCACCUUGCAGACCGAAGACAGCGAAAAACCCUAAUACUGUUACUCACAUAUAUUACGAUCACAAGAAUUUGAAAAAAAUUCCUCUAAUAGAUCUAUCAACAGUUUGUGUCAUCUACUUACAUAACAAUGAGAUAACUCAGAUAGAGAACUUGAAAUCAUCCACUGUCACAUCUCUAUAUCUGCAGUGUAAUAAUAUAUAUGAAAUAAAAGGUUUGGAAGAUGUACCGAACGUCAAGAAACUGUACCUAGGGAAUAAUGAAAUUAGCGUACUCGAAGGUAUUGACCAUCUGAAUGAUUUGGAAGAGCUACAUAUCGAAAAGCAAAAUUUGCCGAUGGGCACAGCACUUUGUUUUGACCCGAGAAGUAUAAUGUGCAUAUCGAAAUCUCUACAGGUGUUGAACAUUUCGGGCAAUGGAAUAGAAUCAUUAUCCUCAUUAGCGCCGUUACGACAUCUUCGAUCGAUAUGUGCUUCGAAUAACAGGCUAAAAGACAUUGAGGAAGUUUGUGAACUGAUCAAAUCAUGGUUCUACUUGAGAGAGGCAUGGUUUCUUGGAAACCCAUUCAGUAAAAAACACCGUUAUCGUGAGGACAUCAUUGCAGCUUCAUACUGUCUCGAUUUCCUCGAUGAUAAAGCAGUAUCGGCGUCUACUAGAAAUUUCAUCAAAUGCUUCGAGAAUGAGAAAUUGAAAAAAUCAAGUAGACCUUCCAUCAAUCUCGAAGAGAUUGUUCCGAGUUUGCCAAAGAAUUAUCCAUUGCCUUUGAAAAAGGCAGUUUCAGCCUCUUUGGUCCAAAACAAGUUGCAUAUUCUUGGUCCCUUAGACACACCAGUUGAAAAGAAAUCGACCAUCUCUCCAAACAAACCACGAUUGAAGAAGAAAUCUCACCAUAAUCGAAUUAUCAAGGAGGAGAUGAAUCAUUUUCCGGGAUCUUUUUCCUAUGAGAUGAGAUUACCAACAUGAAAAUAACACUUGAAAUGAAAUACCCGAUCAUAUUUUAAUAUUUUUGUGGACUACCUGAAAUCAUUGUGGGAUGGAAAUAAAAAACACACAUUUCAAAAGCUUUUUAUAUUUAACACACAAAUUAAACUACCUGUACAAAUCAGUUCAAUUAAAUUUGUAUAACAAUGUGAGUUUUACACUGGACCAAUUAGUUGAUUGCCCUCUACCUAUUGCAGAUACAAAAAUCCAUUGAAAUCAUUGAAAUUACUCUGUUAAUGCUGAAUUAUUAAUAAAUCUUUGAUAUGCUU